Bursaphelenchus okinawaensis is the source of this 3500-nucleotide messenger RNA. The record is from the annotation of a GenBank genome assembly. NCBI's taxonomy places the organism in Eukaryota, Metazoa, Nematoda, Chromadorea, Rhabditida, Aphelenchoididae.
AUGCCAUCUUCAAUACCUACAACAAUAUUAUUAUACCUUCUCCUACUAUCCCAUAGCCACCAAACUCACGCUGGUGGUUAUGACAGUGGCUACGCAGCAUCACAUGGUAUUCAAGGCCCAAACGGCGAAGCCAAUGGUCUGAACGGUGGAGCUAAUGGCCUAAACGGCGGAGGCGGUGGAGGAGCCGGCGGAGGCAUUUUCGGCGGCCCAAAAGCUAAUGGAGGUCAAAUACCCAAUGCUUUAGUUAAUGAACCGGUCGUAACCUGUGGUGCUGAAAGCGUAUCGAUUGACUUUACAACUAGUCGCGAGUUUUCUGGCAGGAUAUUUGUGAAAGGGUACUCACAAGACACGAGUUGUUCGUUAAAUGGCAGUGGAGCGAAAAUUCAUGGAUUUUCAAUCAAUUUUGAUCAAUGCGGACUGAGGAGGAAUCGAGAGGUAAAGUAGCGUUUUUGACGUUUUUUUUGUAUUUUUAAAACAGAAUUUUUAUAGAAAUCGAUUUGUUUUUUUAAUUAAUAGGUGGGGGCCCAGAGCCGGGCUCUAGGGGCCCCCAAAGUUGCAAAAAAGUUGAAAGUGGUUCCCUCUGUACAUUUUUCAAAAAAUUUUUUUUGCAAAAAAUUGGCACUGGUCCAUUUUUUCGAUCCCCGUCCCCAGACCAAAAAUCCCCGUCCGGCCAAUGGUAGAGCCAUUUAAUUUUUUUAAUAGUUUUUUAUUUUAAAAAGUAAAGGGAGCUUUUUCUUGCUUUACUCUUUUACUGCCUUGUCCUAACAAUAAACAUUUUAUGUUUUACUGUUUUAAUUGUUAAUUUACAGUCAAACUUCUGUAUAACGAACGGCUCGAGAAUUUGAAAUUUGUUUGUUAUAAAAAAGUUUUGUUAUACAGAAGUUUUUACUACACUGUUCAGUUUCGGCCAGGGAUUUGAAAUCUGUUUGUUAUACAGGAUUUUUCUACAAGACUGCCUUUUUAUGACUAGUUGUUUGACUUAUGUUGACUUAUUUUUAUUUUUAGAUGAACGGAGUAAGCAUAGCAGCAACAGUAGUGGUCUCUUUUCACCCUAUCUUCAUCACUAAAGCUGAUAGAGCUUACAAAGUCAACUGUUUCUACAUGGAAGCGAGGAAGACUGUCAAUCAAAAUUUGGAAGUUAGGUACGUCAUUUGACACUGUAUUUUAUUUUAAAUUUUUUUAAAUUUUUCAAAAAAAUUUUGAAAUUUUUAAAAUUUUAAAAAUAUUUUCGAAAUUUUGAAUUUUUUAAAAAAAUGUGAUUUUUGUUAGCUUUUGAAAAUUUCUAACCCUAAAUUUUAUUUUUUACCAAUUUUGAAAACAUACUCACAUAAAAUUUGUCAUUUCAGUGCAAUAACAACCAAAGCCAUUGACCGUCAAGCUUCAUUGCCAGUUUGUAAGUAUGAAAUCCUGACCGAUGGUCCAAAUGGUGGUCAAGUGCAUUAUGCCAAGAUUGGAGAUCAGGUUUAUCACAAAUGGUCUUGUCACACGGAUGUGGCUGAUGUUUACUGUAUGAAAGUGCACUCAUGUACUGUGAAUGAUGGACAAGGUGGAGAUCCGGUUACUGUGCUUGAUGAAAAUGGGUAAAAUGCGGUUGAAAACAAUGUUUUAAAAAAUUUUAAAUUUUUUUAAAUUUUAAAAAAAUUUUUAAUUUUUAAUAUUAAUUUUUAGCUGUGAAAUCGAUGGCUAUGUGUUACAAAACCUGGAUUACCAAUCAGAUCUAGUGGCUGGUCAAUCAGCAUACGUAUUUAAAUUUGCUGACAAACCUACAUUACAUUUUAAUUGUCAAAUUGAAUUGGCUCUGAAGGACAAAAAUGCCGGCUGUGCUUAUACGGUAAGUUACAGUAUUCUUGUACAGGUUUGGUAGGGUAGAACACGGUAGGGUUUGGUAGGGUACGGUAGGAAACGGUAGGCUACGGUAGGUUACUGUAGAAUACGAUAGGUCACUGUAGGAUACGGUAGGAUACUGUUGGAUACGGUAGGUUACUGUAAGAUACGGUUAGGUACGGUAAAGCAGGGUAGCAUAAUGUAGAGUAAAGUAAAACAAGGUUUUUUUAAUUUUAUUACCUAAAUUUGAAAAAUUAUCUUCAGAAGCCCCAAUGCCAAUCCCCAGCCGACUACUCCACCGGCUAUGGCUCCAAGCCUUCAAACGGAGGCGGAUACGCAGCCUCAGGCAGCUCCUCUGCCAGCUCCGAAGCCUUCCCCCGCCCACCCACGCCCAACUCACCCAACUUUGGCAAUUACCAAGCGACCACGGUACCAUUACCACCAAAAGCUGGUAUGUUCCAAACGGAAGUGAAUCCGAGUAGUUAUUGUAAGUAAUCGACCAGUAAGACGUAUUUUUGGUAUGUUUUAGCUGGUGAAUCGGCUAGCGAAGAGUUCUCGUACAGUGGACUGGGCAAUGGACCGCCGGGCGUGUCACCGCCAACUGGAUACAAGGGCAUGGGUGCUUCACAGGGCUUCACACCUGGCUUGGGCAAGGGCAAGAAUGGAUACAAGAAAGUGGUUAAAAGAGGUAAAAUACGAACAAAAGGAGCAAAAAUUUUUUAAAUGUUAAACUAUUUUAAAAAGUAGUUAAAAAAAGUAAAAUACGCGCUACCAUUGUACUUGAUUUUUAUUUCCAGAUGACACAAACAAGGUUGCCGACUUUGAUCUGCCUGAACAACAACUUGUCGUUAUUGAAAUUGAUGAGGACGAGAAAAGUAAGAUUUUUUUUGCUAUUUUUUACUUUUCUAGUUUUUCAAUUUAAGUUUCAAGAAAUUUUGAACCAUUUUUUGAAAUUCUAAAGACUUUUGAGAUUAGAGCUAAAGCCAAAUUGCAAGAACCUUUCGACCAGAAUUCUUUUAAAUUUUUGAUUAAAAAUCUAAAACGUUUAAAUUGUAGAUUAAAAUUCAAAAUUCUGUAAGUUUUUAGACCAGUUUGACCAAAAUCCAAAAUUCCAGGAAAUUUCCGACCAGAAUCUAAAAGUUUAGGAAAACGUGAACUAAAAUUAAAUUUCCCAAGUAUUUUUGACCAAACUUAAUAUUCUAAGAACUAUUGAACUAUUUUUUAAAGUUAUGUAAGCUUUUGGACAAAUGUUUAAAAUUCCAAGAACUUUUGAACUAAAACUUCAAAUAUCAUGAAAUUUUGGACUAAAAUUCAAAAUUUGAAAGACUUUCGAACCAAACAUGAAAUUCUCUGAACUUUUGGACCAAUUUUUAAAGCUUUUAAAAAUUUUUGAACCGGCUUUGAAAUUCCAUAAAACUCAGAAUUCAAAUUUCCAAAAAAAAUUUUUAUUUUUUUUAAAACAAAAAUUCAAAAUUUUGGUCGAAAUAUCAUUUUCAGAAUCCGAAAACCGAUCAGCGUCAAUCUCUCGCUCGAACCAACAACUAUGUCUGUCAUCCACAAUAUUCGCUGGCCUUUUCGCCGCUUCCGCUUUGCUAUGCGGAAUGAUUGCCGUUUUCUUAUAUUCAGCAUUAAGAAACCAUCGAAGUGCAAUUCAGAAAGGAGCUUGGGGCAUGUGA